Molecule: messenger RNA, 23839 nt
Organism: Porites lobata
Lineage: Eukaryota; Metazoa; Cnidaria; Anthozoa; Scleractinia; Poritidae
Source: the annotation of a GenBank genome assembly
AUGGAAAUCUGCUUAUCGAGAACACGGUGAAGUCUGUCUUCUCACGUGCGGUUGAGUUUCGGCGCCAAGGGAGGUGAAAUGAACUUUCGAAAUUGAUGCUGUAUAUAUUGGACGAACGCAGUCACGUCUUUAAUCUUCUAAUUCGUUCUCGAUUUCCCUAAUAGCAGUCUUGGCUAUUUGGUCCUAUGGUUCAGUGACAAGUCAUUGAUCAAAUCGCGGAGAGUUUUCUUUUAUCAAUCCUUCGUUUAAUUUUGGAACCGUUUUAAUGUUUGGUGCGUCUUGCGUUAGGGCUCGCUACCGAUUUCACCAUUGAUUUCACAUGUUGGAUUGAAUUGGGAAUGAGCAUUGGGCGGUGAGACACAAGACUUCCAAGUGAUUAAAACAAGAUGUACUCGUUCAACGCCGAAAUGAAUCAUUCGCCAAAUUUAAGCCCUGCUUCGAGCGAAUCAUCCAUAGGCUCGCCUUCAUCGACUGCGAGUCCAUCUCGCUCAGUCAGCGUUGGUGAAAGACCGAUGACCAUCGCCGAACUGCAACAAGAAAAUGCUCGUUUGAGGAAAGAAGUCGAAGCAAAAGAAACGAAACUGAACUCAAGCAUGAGAAGUAUCAAAAUGUUUUGGAGCCCAGAACUUAAAAAAGAAAGAGCAGCGAGAAAAGCCGAAGAGGAGAAAUGUGCGAGAUUAAGGGAGCAGUUUAAAGAUUCACAGGUAAAAUUAUACAUUAGGUGUGUUUAAUAAGCGGCUUAUGUUGUGGUAUACCCGUUUUACUCGAUCUAUAAAUUAUAUACGAUAAAAUAGGAAGGUGCAAUUAACGGACUCUGCGUUCGCCUUUUCAUGUCAUACGGAAGUCGUGAUCGAUCCGUGAAAUGAAUAAUUUUAAAUACUAACUUCACAUAUGAUUAAGCGUCCUCAUUUAUCAUCGCUUGUUUUUUUAGUUAUAUUGCGUCUCAAAGUUGAUUGAUUAAAUUUAGUGGUACUCAUUUUCAUGCUCAGUAAAUAAUGCGGACAACAUCAUGAAAAAAAGUGCCGAAAUGACUUGAGAUUACCUCACAGUUCGGUUUGAAAGAAAACAAUGCAAAGUUGUUGUUUCUAUAUCUUUAGACAGCUGUGAGUAUGAAACCAUGUCUUUUUCUUUUGUCCAAGUCCGCGUAAUGAUAUUGUCUUGAAACAAUGGGGGCUUUAAAAUGUCACUUGUAGUAAAUUUUCGUAGAUGUCUCUCAGUUAUUGUCUACAUUACGUUGGAGGUUUGAAAAUUAUGGGAUUGACCAUAGUCUUGAAGAGGUUCUUUAAAAUAUUUAGAGCUUUGUUGUUUUGCCGCGCAAUAUCGUGCGAAGCUCAUUUUGACAAAAAAAAAAUAAUAAUAAUAACAGUGAUUAUAAAAAAACACCAUUAUUGUAUUUCAUUAUUAAAAGGAUACCAUUCAUCUAAGGGACAGUAAGUAACGUUUCUGUAUUUGUGGCUUUAAUCAGUGCCUAAGCAGCAGUUUUCAGCAGAUGGAUUUAAUUGUGUGAAACAAAAAUGUUAAAUUCCCCUUUUGUAAAGACAUAAUUUAUGUUUCUAUACAUUUUAUGGGAUUCUCUGUAGCAAUUUUACUUGUAUUAAUUUAUUAAUAUUAUUUUAGUAGCCACAUACUCCUGGUCAGGAACAACAAGGGUAACGAAAGAAACACAAAUUUUGAUUUGAUCCAGUCGCAAAGCUGGUAAUUGAGUUUUUUGUUUCUUGAAUUUUAAUCGAUUGCCCAUCCCAAGAAAGUUUGCACGUGCAUGUGAAAGUGGUUUUGGAAUUAGUGUGACACAUAAACAAAGAUUUGAUUUGAACAUUAUUUUUUUAUACCUUUUGUGUGGAACUGAGUUUUUGUAAUUUGACUCAAUUAUUCUCUGCCUUUUUUUUAGGUAAAGAUGUUGGCUUAAUAAUUAUUUCAUAAUACGUGCAAUUUAAAUUGGCCAUUUCCCUGAACAGGCAAAAUAUAAGCAAGGCUAUAUGCUCUAAUAACAGUUCUAGGGAACCCAAUGCUCUGAACCGGACAAAUCCAGGGUGGGGCCAACCAGGAUUGGGGGGAGGGGGGGUGGGUAUGCUGUCACUUUGUUGGUCAUUUUUUCUAAGGCUGGCUGUUGACUGGUAGGUUAGUAAAAAGUGUCACUGUGUCAUUUAGCUAGGACAAAGACGUUGCUGUUGGUUCGGCAUAAAAUUUUGGGAUACUUAAUUUGGAAUUUACGGCAGAUAUAGAGUCUGGAAAGAAGUUUCAUAUUUAAUCUUUCUCCUUCAAGGGGCCACUCUUAGAUACAUUAGAAUGUAACAAGGAUUGUUAGUGUAUUGGUAUUUUCCCAACUGUGAAAAGAUUCUACCCACCACAAAGUAAUUUUACCUACUACUAUGAGUAAAAAAACUGUACCAAACAUGAUAAGUGCUGUCAUGAUGUUGCGUUACAUGAUGCUGGUUUAGGGUGUCACACUCCAUAAACUGUGUUUUACAAAAUUAUUGAGCAUACAACUUUCUGUAUUUUUUUUUAUAACUUUUAAUGUUCUUUGUUUUGAUACAACUAUACAUGUGAAAAGUCAGGAGAAAUUAGUGGUAUUUUAAAUUCCUAUUUGAAUUGAGUAGGUGUUAACUGAAUUUAAUUUUCAUGUUUUUAUUGACUUAACACAGUUAAAUGGCUUUUAUUUAUCAAGAACUUGUGUAGUGUCCUGCUUACAUGAUUGUACAUGCCAGAAAAGGUUACUGAUCAUGCAUUUCUCGUAAUAAUAACAUGCAGUCACUUUCCCUCUCCUUUAAGCAAAGAAAUGAAACUGUAAGGGAACUUCAAGAACAGUUGCGGAGACAUAAAGAUGCAAGUGAUCAUAUUUCUUCUGGCCAUCUAUCACCAGCAUCUUCAACCAUUUCUGUCCAUUCUCAGGAUGGUCUUCAACGUGAGCUUGAUUCUUUAAGAAGUGAGAAAGAUCGGCAAGAGAAUGAAGCGUUCAUACUUCAAAGAUCUCUUGAAGAAUUAAGCUCUAGGCUGGAAGUACAGCAGCAAAGUAUUCAAGCUAAGGAUGAAACUAUUGCACAGCUUAUGGGGAUGAUUCAGAAUAGCAAAGGAGUUGAAUCAAAGCAGCUUGAACUGCACAAAGAACAGCAUAGUACUGAUAAAAAGAAGCUCACUGAGGCACUCAAUCAGCUUGCAAAAUUGAGGGAAGUUAUCGAUGAACGUGACAAAACAAUAGCAUCAUUAAAAGAGGUAGAAUGUUCUUUAUUUUACGAGUCAUUAUUGAAUUAAUAAUACUAAUAGCAAUCUUUAUUGAGGAUACCAACAUCACAGGUUAGUGGUUUACAGAAGGGUCCUAAAAAAAACUGUGGGCAAAGACUAAAUUUUAGUAAAAUAUCAACAAGAAUGUAAAAAAUGAAAAUAAUAAAAAAGGAAAUAAAAAAUUUAGAUAAACAGAAUUUGAAGAUAAAUAAGUUAAUGUAAAAUAACAUAAUCUUUAAGAAUCAUAAUAUGGCUUUAUACAGGCCACAUUUAAAAGCAGUCAGUGACUCUGCUUCCCUGAAGGAAGUGUCUAAACUGUCCCAGAAAUUAGAACUAAAAUUAACUGAUGACCAGUGGCCCCAGCGUCAUUUGGCUCUGGAUUUGUGAAUGUCAUUUCUUUCCAUGUAUAGUAACCAUGAAAGUCACAGGGUUUUCAUUAAGAUUUCUAGUAGCAGAAGAAAGGUGUAACGUUAAGGGAGAAUAUUUUGAAAGAGGCUCCUCAUCUGAGUAAAAAAUAGUCAUAGGCUAUCGAAUCGAACAUCAUCCGGAGAAUUUUUCAUCGUAGACAAGGAAUUCUCCGAUCUCUGAUGCCUAAUGAACACCCUGAAAUCAACAUUGAAUGAAACUGGGAUUGAGCAGCAAAAGUGAUUGAAUUUGCAUCUUUCUGCGGUCAAACCUACUUGUAAUGUGAUAUUAUUACAACCGUUGAGCCUCAAAAUCCAUAUACAAUUUCUCCAGACUGAUCUCCAUAUAUUUCCUCGAUUGUUGUUUUACUGGUAGCAAUGGCUCUUUAGUCUACUUUUCUUCCUCUUGUAUUUAGGAAAAUGGCCAUUUAAGAAUCAACAAUGUCAGCGACGAACUGAAGCAGUCUGCAAAUCUUUUGUCUAAGGUAAACCCAUUAAUUUACUUGUAAUGGGGAAAUUGCCAAAGCUGAAUAUUACUACCGCACCUCACAUUCCCCACCCUCAAAAGCCUCUCUUCUCCUGCCAUGUCACUUGGCUGGACAUUGUAUGUUGAUGAAGCAGUUUCUUGGAUGCCAAUAAAUUUAUUGUUGACAGUACUUCAGGGUUGAAAACAUAGUUUUUGGAGCACUUGCUGUCUGGGCGAUCGAGUGACCUUCAGAUUUCACUCAGAUUUGUUAAAAAUGGCAACCGGAGAAGACAGCCAACAUUUGGCGAUGCUACCGGCGGUUUCCAUGCCAAAUGACAUCUGAGAAACGAGCACAGAAAUUCCAUGCUGAUGACGCUUCACUACUCAGAUUUGAUAGUGCUUCUGAUUAGUUGUGCCACGUGUGAAAAUUGAUUCAACCAAUCAGAAGAACUACCCAGAUAAUCAGGAAAAGAAAAGAUGGGCUCCAAAUAUUCUCUCAUGUGAAUGUGUAUUAGCCUCUCAAACCUUUUACUGAAAACAUGAAAGACCAUCUCUCGUCUGCGGUUUCUUUUGUCCAAAACACUGCCUGCUGGUAGAGUGAUGUGACAUGGCCGCACUUCCAAGUGUUAGUUACCUGUGAACUGCUAAUGAUGCUAUUAACAAGGUCACUGAAAGGUUUUGCUAUGGAUGAUGAACGCACCUUUUAAGGAGAAUAUUAAGCCCAACCAAGCCAAUUGAUGUGAGUUAAAACUGCUCUCGGAGGAAUAAAAUCACAUGGGCUUUGUUGGGCUUAAUAUUCUCCAGCACUGCCUUCACAAUUUAUUAUGGUGUCGAAUUGGCUUAAAAGUGAACGUCCUUGUCCCCACAAUCGUGUCUAAUGGGUACAUGUGAUUGUUCCUUGAAUGUGGUAUGCUUGUUUAAGAUCAGGCCCCUUGUGAUAUUACCAAAGGAACCAAUAUUCAUUAAACGUUUGUGCUACAUUAUUUUUAUCCGUAAUAACUCCUAAAUGUUACUCCUUGAGAGUAAUUACUUCAUCCUGCGUGCAUAAAAGGCCGGUGCAAUGAACUCCAGAAAUCUCUUGGGCUUCCUGCAUGCAAGCUGCACAGCCUUUGGAAGUAUUCUGUGAUGCAUGGAUUUGCGGCACAUGCAAUCUAUGACAGGGCUCCUAAUUCUCCUAUAUGCUUCCCAGCUGACAGCUGCCUUUGUUUUGUAGUAUUUCAUUUCAAUAACAUUGCAAAUGAGUUUUACUUAUAAAUCAGGUUUCUUGGUUUGUUUAUAUUUUUUAUUUUAUUUUAUUUGUUGUUUGUUUCUUUUUUCUUGUUAAUUUUUUGCCUGUGCUCUACUAUCUGAAUGCCUGGAACAUGCUAUUGUUAGCUCUAAAGGACUUCUUGAAAUAUCUUUUUCAUUAGGAUAGCCAUAUUGUUGAGCUGGAGGCACAGAUAAAACAGCUUGAAAGAGAGGUUUGUAAACAUAAAAAAUGCAAAAUAAUCUUCUUCCCUGUAUUUGCAAUACUUCCAGAAAUAAUGUAAGUAAGUAAAUAUUUUGGUCUUGAAGAGGAAUGUUCCUUACAUUUUUGUGUUCUCUUGGCUGAACUUACAAAAUUGUGGUACUUAUGGGAUUUUUGUUGCUUUAUUUAGCAGUUAAUGAAUGAGGCUGAGUAGGAUAUGAAGAAUUAAUCAGAUCAGAUCGAGGAGGGUGUUAUCGGCCGAGGUGGAUAACACCCUCCGAGAUCUGCUUAAUUCUUCAUAUCCUACGAAAGUUGAAUUCAUUAAUUGCUUUAUUAUUCAAUCAAAGUAAUUCCUAGUUUAAAAACAUAGCUAAAACAUGCUUACCUGCAUUGAUGGUAAGUUUAUCUUCGAUAGUGUACGUUUAGGUUUGUCCAGCUCCGUAAAUAUUCUCCAAAUAGCAGAUGUCACCUUCCGAGUUGUCUUCUUCCCGUUUUUGCUAUGUUUUUAGCUAUUAUUUUGCCUAGUUUCAGCUGUAGUUAUCUCACUUUUGAAAUGAUUGUAGUGUCCGCCAUUUUUGUUUUCACAACCAAAGCAACUCAACCUCGUCCCCAGUUCUUCUCGGUAACAGUGCCUUAACCUGUAGUGGGCUGCAUUUUUGACGUCAUUUCCUCGAUAAACACAAAAUUCUUCCAAAUUUGGUCAUCAGUAACUGGUUAUGGUGAAUCAUGCGUCUACUUUUAGCCAAUCAGAAUUAGGGAAAUAUUUUGAAUGAAUAAUAAUUCCUUUUAACAUGUGUGUGCCUGUUUCUAGAACAAGCAGCACUCAGUGUAUUUGUUUGCACAAAUUCAGCUUUUUAUUUCAAGUGCUUCAAUUCUCAUAAUGUCAAGGAAAGAGUGAACAUUCUUACAGUAUUUCACGUGAAAAAGUAUGACAUCACAAAAAUUGUGUACGUUUUUUUUUGGCAAGAUUUCUUCUAAUUUUCAAGAACUCGGUACAAAUAUGAAUAAUUUUUCACAUUUUUUUGUUAUCUUGCUAUAUGUUCUUUUUAUUCUUAACUUUUUUGACAUAACAUGCAAUAUUAGGCAUUACAUCACCUGAAAACAAUAUUUCACUCUCCACUCUUGCAACAAAGGCCAAAAACAUUAACUUUUUCUUAACCAAGUGUGUGAUUUUAAUAAUCCUUUUUUUUGAGGGAUUGUUGUAUUGGUAAGUUGAACAAUGAGUAGACGAGUGAUAUUUUUUCACAAACUAGUACAACUGGAUGAUGCAGUUGUGAUGGUGGGAAUAUUAUUUUUGUAUGCUUGGAAAGUAUGGUUAAGUCAGUGAAAAGCACGCUUUUGGCAUCUGCACAUCUGUCAGAUGGAUAUUUGUGGUUGUUGCUUGCGCAGGGCUAUCAUUAAGGUUCUAGAAAGGUGGCCUUUUAGGUAAAGUAACUGGUCAUAAAUUGAACAAGUCUUCCGGAACGAUUUUUCUGUUUCACUCAUUUUCAAACUGACAUUAGCUGGCUGGUUUUGCUGUCAUAGUCAGUUAUAAAAUCCAGUGGUCAGCCACGGCUGUUCUCAUGACGUCCCUGUUGAGGAAAGAGGCAAAAAAUGUGAGGCAAUUGAAUGUAUUCUUGGCCAGAUAAAAAAUAUUCCGUAUUUAUACGUGUUUUAUGGCAAACAAUGAAUGGUUACUGGUCCUUUCGAUUUUAAAGUCGUUUCGAUACAAGUCGUUCGAUACAAAUUUAUUUAGUCGAGUUGUAAAUAGUUUCACGUACUUGUCUUUAACAAGGAAGAAUAUUCACCCAUAAUGUUUUUCUUGUUCACGCUCAAACUAUACUUGAAGUAAUCGAAAUUUUAGUGCAGUUUCACUACUUGAGUUCGUAUCGAAACAACUUGUAUCGAAACGACUUGUUACCCAAUGAAUACAAAAAAAAACAGAGAUUGAAAGUUACUUUGUUCAGUAAAACCAUUUUGCCAAUAUUUUCAUCCUGGUUUCAAUAUCAUCAGUAAUAAAUGCGCUCAUUUUUCUGUCAGAUUGACAGUCUUAAAAAAGCUGCAUCGGAUGACAACAAGAAACGACAAGAGGAGAAGAGACAAACAGAGGUCUUUGAGAGUCACUCAAAAUUCAUGAAGUCCAAGGUAAGUGGGUACUUAGCUUUGUAAGCUUUAAGAUGUAGUGUGUUACAUUUCCAUGGUACAAUAUCAUAUGAAUGAAAAUAAGAAAAAAACAUAGCGCUCUGAUAUUAUCCUAAUUACAAGUUUGGGUAUAAGUGCAUAAAGUAGAUCUGACUGUUCAUUGACUGUUAGUUUUGUUCUCAACAAGAAUGUAUGUGCAACAUGCGUCAGUUUCUCGACAACUUGCAUACCCAACUUAUUUACAUAACACUUCAGCCAUGACAGUGUACCUACAGUCGUUUCGCCAACGUCUUGUUCGCUAUUAACGCUUUCAGUCGUUUCGCCAACGUGUUGGGUCAGUUCUUAACUUCUUUCGCCUUAUAUACUUAGGCUUAAAAGAACGACGUAAAAUGUAUAUACACAUGUGUAUCGAACGUUUCCGUGUCAUGACAAUAAAAAGAACGAGUUAUAUACAUGUACAGCGCUCGUUUCGUUUCGUACGCGAAACGACUUAAGACGUGAGCGAACGGAAAGUUAGCGUAACGACACUUAAGUGAAGCGACUGGUCACCCCAACACUCACGUUUUCAGCACAUCCACUCAUACUUGUGGACUAAUUUGUCAUGCCUGGCAUAAGAAUUUCAGCUAGAAAAAAAAGUUAAAAUGAAUUAUAUUGUACUCUCCCUGAAAUCUCUGAUUUUUGUAGUCUGUUUCGGGCGUAAUUAUCUUUUAUGUGAACUUCAGAAAUUUUCGUACGUUUUUGGAUAUAAUCGGUUCCUCAUUGAAAAUCAUGGCACUCUCAACCAAAAAUAUCUCAUCAGUCUUUGACGCAAGAUAAGAGGAAGCAUGAGCAACUAUCAACGGCAGCGAAAACAUUACAGAUACAAUAAUUUUUUGGUCAAUUUCCAAAUUCCAACUCGAUCAAUAUGUCAAAAUGUCUGGAGUUGAAUUCUUAGGGACCGUAUCCAAGUUUAGAAAAAGAAAGAAAAAUUUGUUGCGGUGUGUUAACAUCCUCGGUAAAUUGUUGCUCUAUAGAAGUUCACACCGUAGUCGUACAUUGAUGGAAGUUUUUGUAAUGUAUCAUAGUCAUAACCACACUGCACCAGACUAUAAGCUCGGUUUUUCGAGCCUGUUACUGAAUAUUCCAUUUGUUUAGUGUUGCACUUAGAUUAAACAGCGUUUUUGUUUUAAAUUUUUCUUGCUGAACGUGUUAAUCUAACUGUGUAUAAUUCCAUGUCUUGUUUCAGGUUGAAUCACUUAAAGUAGAUCUUGGGAAGAAAGCAGCUGCGUUAACAGCGGCCGAAACCAAACUUGAGACACUGAAAGCACAUCAGUCAAACCAACAGGAACAUAUUGCUGUCCUUCAAACAUCUGUAUCGACUAAAGAACACCACAUCAAGAACUUACAGGGCGAGGUGAGAAGCUUAAAGAGGUGUUAAGUUUGUUCAUUUCCAAUUUUGUUUGUUUUGCAAAAAAUCUGUCAACAGGAAGCGAUUUCUAGUGCGAACUAUUUUUUUCACCUACCAAAUUUUUCUCAAAUGUCACCAAAUUUCAAAGAUGUAGUCGAGAACGUAUGGAGGCCUACAAUUUUUUGUCAAGCGCCGGAAAAAAUCCUUUGUUCGUCGACAGCUACCCUUCGUGAACGUGACCAUCUGUAGGUUUUUUAGGGUGCCUUAAGCGUGAAAAAAGGUGAUGAAAACGAAAACUUUUAACUACAAAUUUUCAAUUUUCUUGCAAACGCCAAAUUCUAUUUUUUUUGCUUAUAGUGCAAACAGACUACUGCGGUUUUGUUGAUAGAAUCACAGCCUGCUGAUAGUAAUAAAAGCGAUGUGCAAGCAUUGUGAAUCAUACCUCCCUACAGAUUGACAGUUGAGAUAACUUGAAAAAUGUUGGGCUGCUUUUUUUAUUUUCAGUUUACCUGAAUGCAAUCCACUUAAAUUUCGAUUUGCGCAUGCGUGCCCUGUUUUGUGAUAGUUAGUAGGUCAAUGUAAGUAGUGGAAUUGCCCUAGAUUGUGCGAUUUUGUCCCCAAGAUAAUGUUCAAACAGUCAGUGAUUGCAUUGCCAUUUUUUCGUAAGAUCAUCAAGAUCGAACGUUUUCCGCUACAGGCGGCCAUGUUGGUUUUCACAUGUACCCUUCCCCUCCCUCCUCCAAGUGUUGACACUCGUCCAAGAUGGCCGCCCGUAAACGCAAGAGCUUGAUCUCGACUCUCAUUUUUGUUACAGCUGGAGUCGUUGCGUUCCCGGCUUGAUGACAGAGAGGAACAGUUAAAACAGAAAGAGAAAAAAUUGAUCUCUGUCUCAUCAGAACAUUCGGAGAAUUCUUAUGCCGUGGAGAAUCUACAGAGCGUACUCAAUACCAAGGAAAGACAGGUCACAAGUCUUAAGAAAAAGGUUUGUUCAAUGUACAGUGUGUUCUUCAAGUUCUUUCACAAAAUGUGUAAAAGUGAGUUAUUUCUUUUUAUUUUCACUCAGCGAUAGACAGGGUUCGUAGGCAUGUUAAAAACCUUUGAAUAUUUAAUGUACUUUUUUGAGGCCUUGAAAGUCCUUGAAUUUUGACUGAGGAGCAUUUUCGAACUUUGACAAAUACUAGUUUAAAGCCAACAAAAUAACGUUGAGGAAAUGAAAGUCAGGUAUGGACAGUCUGUGAUGCAAAAGGCUGAGGUGUAGAGUCAUGGCUAGUGCCAUUGCAUCAUUUUUUAUGCAUGCACAUUGUAGACGAUACUGAUUUUGCAUGACGAGUUAUUUUCAUAAUUUAUUUGGAACCUGUGUCGAAAGUAAUUUAUUAGGUCCUUGAAAUUAAAACUGUGGUCCUUGAACGUCCUUGAAAAGUCCUUGAAUUUUACGUCUGAAGACUGAAGUGUAAGAACCCUGUAUAGAUAGUGUUUGUCACUCAAGUUUGAGUGCUUGAUUUACUUUCUCACGAUGUCUUACUGAACUGUAGAUAGGAUGCGUGCGUGCAUCAUAUUAUUAAUGCCAAUUGUGCGUCCUUAAUCGCCAUGGAACUUAAGAAAUAGGCCAUUUUACAGUUGUGUCCUUAAUCGCCAUGGAACUUUGAAUAGAAAUAGGCCAUUUUACACCUGUUUUGUCACAAACCUUCCUGAUUUUCAACAAAUCACCGUUUUCAUCUUGCUUCAAUUUGAAAUGAUCAUUGACACUGAAAACAAGAAGGUUUAAAAUGGCCAAGGUCACCGCCAUGACGAAAUUAAAGGCUUCGGGCACUGUCAAACAAAUAUAUCUCCAGUUACUUGUAGUAUAUCAGACGUUAGAAACAACAAAAUGAACUUUGAAAAACUGUUAGGCUAACGAGUUUUCAAAGACCACAGUUGUAAUCCGUUUCAAUCUUCUUCAAAUUUGUCCAUCCGUUCCUCCUUUUACAUUUGUUGUGGUAUUUAUUUCUUCUUUUUAUCUUCUGAGCAGUUAUUUUUAUGUUUUACCAAGUUUGGUGAUGGUUCCUACGGUUCGAAUUUCGAGAAAUUUCGUGACGCAGCUCCUUUAAGGGCUGAGAGAACUCUAAUCCCACCGAGCCUCAUUCUGCUAGUUGUAAUUGUUCUUUUUUAGUGCGAGUCGCUUGAGAGGGAUCUACUUGAGAAAGACUCGUCAAUUUCAUCCAUGAAGACUAAUCUGGCAUCGCUCAAAGCCGAACAUGCCGGCUCAUCCAGUACUAUAUCCCAUCUGGAGGCAACAAUACGCGACAAGGAUAAACAUAUAGAGAUUCUUCAGGGCCAACGGCAGCGAAGCGGUGAAGAGACUGAUGAGGAACUUGGCCGGGUAAAACGAGCUCAUGAGAAGCUUGAAGGGCGACUGGCAUCUCUCAGAGAACAGCUUUCGGACAAAGAGGUAAAAGAGUAUAUGUUGUAUCUGUACGUGGUGUUGUUGAGGAAGCACAGUGAUUGUGUUUCGACCGCACCCGGGGCGGGGGUACAACCUUAUAUGGCCUACACUGGGAUGUGCCGCUAGACAUGGUAUGAUUUUCGUGCCCUUUAUCCGAAACAGGGCAUAUAAUUUUGCGCAAGUCUGUCCUAAACGGUGUACAUUUCCUUUGUCCUGAACAGGGUAAUAAAAUUGAGGCUUUUGUCCUAAACAGGGUCAGGGUUUCAAACCCUCAGCGUUAACCUCUACCCAAAUAUUGGUCGAGUACCCCUCUCCCCACCGGGGGACCGGACCUGACCGCGUGUCUUUGCGUUCUGUUCACGCAGUGGGGCUCCGGCGAAAUACGUUUAAGCUCAGGAUAACCCUACAACUGAUCUCAUGGUUGCCACAGGUCAGGAAAAAGUCAGGGAAUUUCACUUCUAGUCAGGGAAAAUUUAAAUAUUGGAAAGAAGUCAGGGAAAAGUUAAAUUUUAAGAGUGCAUAUACUCCAGUUAAUUUUUGUACCCUAACAUGAUUUCCUUUGUUUUCUAGGAGGACAUUGCUAGUUUAGAGAAACAGGUUUCAUCACUUAAAUCGUCUUUACAAGACAGAACCGCGAAAUUGACGACUUCUCAAGAAACUGUGAAGCGGCUUGAGCAGCAACUAGAAGAGGUUUGUGUUACAUUAUUGUUUUGUAGAGACACGAGUGAAGUAAAUUCAAAAUCUGCUUGGCAAGCGUAAGUAAAACAAAAAAGAGGCUUUGUUUGAAUGGUUUCAGUUGUCCAGUGAGACUCAAAAGUUAAAACUGCGCGCAAAACAAAUAGUACUAUGUGAAAGUAUUGCUGAAGAGGUUUCAUUUGAAUGGUCACAUCAUAGGGUUUCAUCCACAGACUCAAAAGUUAGAACUACAUACAAAACAAACAGCACCAUGUGAAAGUACUGUUGAAGAGGUUUCAUUUGAAUGGUCACAUCACAGAGUUUCAUCCACAGAAUCAAAAGUUAGAACCACUGUUGAAGAGGUUUCUUUGAAUGGUCACACCGUAGGAUUUCAUCCAUAGGCUCUAUAGUUUGAACUGCGCGCAAGACGAAUAGUUCCAAGCCGAGUGAAAGUACAGCGGAAGAGGUUUCGCUGAAUAAUCACAAUAAUCACACCGCAGGAUUUCAUCCGCAAAAUCGAGAGUUGCUGUUACAUGUUUUCAUAACCUGACUCUGGAAUUGAAAGCAUAAGGGUAGUUUUUGGCCAAGCUUGCUGAAGCAAGGAUAAUUUUUGGCGUCUAAUUUGUGUUUAGGGCGGAGGCAAGGAUGAACAUGUUGUGGCUGAACUCAGUAGCAAAAGACUUGAGUUAUCUAAGCUGGAAAAAGAUUCUCGGAAGCAGCAAACGGAGCUUAGGAGUAAGGAUAAAGAGAUAAAAAGACUGCAAGAAGAACUGAAGGAACAGGGUUGGAAAGUGAAUCAACUCACUGAUGACUGUGAGGUGAAGGAUCACAAAAUCGAAGAUCUGGAAAAGUGAGUUAAACACCUCAAGGCAUUGUGUAGACUUUCUAAAAGUCAUUUGUUAUUUUGUUUGUUGUCUGUUUUAAGGGACUUUUUCAUACCUGUUUGGCGUGAGGUUUACCUGUAGAAAAUUCCAAAUGUGACGUCAUGACAAUUGACCAAUAGGGGAGCUAGUGAUAUUUGAAACCACUCCCCGACACAGCGUAUGUCAAUUUUUUUCUCCCUGCGUGAAUUUACAAUAUGAUUCAAAUCCAGGCAAAACAAGUCGACCUCAUUAAGGUGAUACACGAGACGAUUCGCAACGACGAUUUUCAGCGCAACACAGCGUUGCAGCAUUGUUGCGACAUUGUUUUAAAUGGUUACAACAUUGUUCCAGCACUGCAACUCUGUGUUGUGCUAAUAAUCGUCGUUGCGAAUCGUCCUGUGUAACAUCACCUUGAGGGAGCUUUAGAAAUCACGACGGCGACGACGACAACGAGAACGUCAAAAAGGCAAUGGGUUUGUUAAGCAAAACAAUAACUGUGCACGUGCUUAAGUCCUCUAUAAGCAAUUGGUCGUCGGACAAUGUCAUACCAAAAUUAACCGCAUGUCUGCAGGGGUUUCAAUAAGUUUUUGCAUAAGUGGGUACUUAAGAGUAACAGGCGGGUAUAUUUGCCGAAGGCCCCAAGGGCCUUCGACCAUAGGGGGGUCCGGGAGCAUGCUCCCCGGAAAAUUUUGAAGUUCUAGACUCUCGCAGAUGCAUUUUCAGGUCUUUUUUUGUUGCUUUGUUUUUACAUUUUUUUGCUCCUAAGUCAACUAAUUUAAACAAAUUUGAAGAGAAUUAUGUUACAAUGAAGUAGUCAUAGUCAAAACCUAUUUUGCCAAAUUUUUGGGCAAGAAUUCGAAGCCUGGUCUUAGUUGACGUUCAUGUGAAGGCUCCAAGCGGGUAAUCAGCCCAUUGCAAGCGGGUAGAUCUACCCGCUACCCGGCUACUAUUGAAACCCCUGUGUCUGUCGAAAUGCCCCUCAGACAUGAUGGGUGAGCAAAGCAAAUACUUAAGACUAUCAUUUUGAAGCUGAAGAUUUGCAUAGAAAUCAAAGAAAUUAAAUGGCUUUUUUAUACAUGCCCAUCAAAUUUUCUGGUUUUUCCGACUUUUUUUAGACUUAGUCAACUCUCUUAACAUACACCUUUUUAAGACGGACACCUAGACUUGGUCUCUGAUUUUCUUUUCCUCCUUUUAUUCGACUCUCCAGCGUUUAAUACCUUCAACUGACAUGGUACAACUCACUUUGACUCUGAAGCCGACUACCGCGCAGGUUGUCAAAACGUCAGUCACUGUCAACAACAGUCCUACACAGGACUAUGUUCACCCGGACGAUCAUGCUCCCCCUACUCAUGAAAUGACUCUCUUCAAACAUUUUACAGGGUUUUUUUAUACUUUCUAUAACACGGACAUUUCUUUAAGAUGGACACAUACCGCCAGUCUUGAAGGUGUGUGUAUUGCAGAGAGUUGACUGUAGCAUCAUUAGUACCACUGUCACGUCAAGUUUAUUGUCAUCUUUGUCAUCUUUUGUUUUGUACUUCUGUUAAACAUGUACCCAUCAUGUUUCUUUUGUAGGCAGCUGAGAGAACAGAGCAAGAAGCUUGUUGGCGUUAAAAGAAACCAGCAGCUUGAAAGAGAAAAGCAAGCACAACUUCUGAAUGAAGUCAAAAAGCAAGAAGAUCAGAAAGACGAGACUGCGGACUUCUACCAGGUGAUGUACAGUCACAUGUUUUCAGUUGUAGGUGAAGGGGCACAUGUCCAUUGAGCGACAAGGGCAUCGCGCAUGUCCAUAGCCUGCGUGUCCUUUCUUAAUUCAAGGUCUCUUUUUUCAGCGUAUUUGCACAAACUAAGUCUCCUAUCCUGGAAAGCCCUUUUAAGUCUUUGAAUCUUCGGUUGGAAAUAGUGUGCGAACCCUGAUAUAACUUACGAAUCUGUGAAAAGAAACAUAACAUGUCCAUUUAUACGAGGGAAAAUAAGACGCGUCUCACAUAAGAGGCGUCCUAAAUAAGACGCAAACUGUCUCGUAUGAACGGCACAUUAAGACGCAUCUUAGCUAAGACGCGUCUUAUCGAAGAACAGUUGUUAAGGGCUGUUCUUAAAUAAGACGUGUCUUAGCUAAAUUUCCGAAGAACUGUGCUGUUUAUACGGGAUAGUUUGCGUCUUUUGUAGGACGCGUCCUAUGUAAGGCGCGUCUUAUUUUCCCUCGUAUAAAUGCCCCAAUGUGACCAUGCAAAUGAAGCAUCCUGGGCGGUGCUAGGCACUGCAGUGGAGCCUCUAUUCAUGGGACACCCUCGGGACCAAGGCAAGUGUCUCUUGAGCAGAGGUGUCCUUUGAAUGCCCCUGAAUAGAGGUUCCGUGAAUAGAGGCGUCCGAAAGGAGACGUUCUAGGCCAUUUAUUUUCAUGUUUUUCGAAAUGAUAUGUGGCAUGCUUUGAGGCACCUUUCAACUGUGCCACGUGUAACCACUAGCCAGACACACUAAAUAUUUGUCUUAGGCCGACCCCGUACGACUAAAUCGUGCCGUCUGUGAAAACGAACGUUGACUGUUUUGCUACAUUUAUUUAACAGAAAGAACUUCAGAAGAAAGAUGAGAGAAUUGCUGUUUUAGAGGAGGCCCUGACUGAGAGUGUAUCAAUCGCCGCUGAACGUGAAGAGCUGCUGGCUCAGCAAGCACACAACGCCGAAACUGCGACACAUCGUGUAGAGGAAAUGGAGGCCGAGGUGGAAAGGGUUCGAAUAGAGACCUCUGUCACCAACACUAAGAACGCGUCCUUGGUUCUGGCGCUGAACGAAAACGACAUUAUCUUGUCCUAUUAUAAGUCAGAGCGUCAUGGAAUGGUGGAACAGUUACUAGAAAUGAGGUAUUACAGGCUAGCUAAGAAACCUAGGGCCGAGUAUUUAAAAAAAAAAAAGUAUGUAUUAUUCUGUGAUCGAAUAUAUUCGUUACAAAACGUUAAGAGAACAAACUUGACAGGAUAAAGCUGAAAAAAAGUAAAACUCUAGGUCGUUUAGAAAAAACAUAGGGCAUAGUCAGAGAAUGUUUUAAUUUGUUCAGUGAUGGUAGCCCUGUGAAAAAGGGCGUGAGGGAGCAUGGGUAAGGGGAAAGUCCGUGAAGUGAUUGUGUCGCUCUUACUUUCUUUUUAUUGCUGUGAACUUUCUUUUAAGCGUUUCUCUUCACUUAUAUGCCCAACGUUUUGUCAUCUCUACUGACACAAUCGAUAGAAGGCUGUUAUUUUUUGGCAUAAUGUCCUUCGCCAUUUCAAGGGCGUUCAAAUCUGAAUAUUGUCGUCGGUAUCUGUCUACUAUCUUCGCCCUCUUUUCCCCUUGCCUUAAAAUUGUUUUCCGAGGCUUCCGAACUGCUAUUCCGGCUUCAUCUUUCAAAGUAAUGAGAAAUAUUUUUCAUAGACGGUUGUCAAAAAAGCGAUAUUUCAAAGUGCUUUAAAAAGUCGUCAAACCGCGCGCCAUCUCCCACCCAGUCCCCCUAUGCCAUAUAUAACGGUUUUUAACUUUCUGUGUGCUGUUGCAUUUCAGGCAAAAUGCGUUACUCGCCACGAUAUCUGAGAAAGACGCUAACAUCGCCCUCCUCGAAUUAUCGCCAACAGUAGGCAGCGACGUUGAAGUGCGAAAGUUCAAAGCAGAAAAGGACAAACUAGUCAACGAGCUUAAAGAGCAGGUAAAUGUCGUUGCACUAUUGCCAUGGCUACGUGUGAGCCGGAGCCUGGGACAGAGAUGUGGCGAAUUGCACUAUGGGACUGUUUGGAGGGGAUUUCGACCCAGUCUUUUUCGCAGCGUUCUCCAAAACAAUCCCAUAGUGCAAUUCGUUUCAGCACCGACCCGGUGACACGCGGAACCAUUACUUCAAACUAGCCAACCACAGGAUCAUGUCGUCUCGGCAUCGUUUUUGUUGUUCUUCGACCUCCAUUCACAAGGGCCGUUUGGAUCGAUUUAGAUUUCUGGGAAAUCGUCCUCCCCCUCCCCUAAGGCAACGUCUUUCCCUAGCUGAGAAGUAAAUGUUGGCUUAGGGGAGGGGUAGAUGGGCAGUUUCUCAGAAACCUUAAUUUGUCCAGCCGUUUAGCUCUCUGCAUCACUCCAGGUGACAUGGUUUUGUUGAAGACUACGGUUGAAUUUGCGGUGUUAAAAUAACUUAAAUUUGCGACCACCCCAUAUGUCCCCCAGAUAAUGCCUUUCGUGGAUACAACGUUUUCAACGAUAUCGAAAAGAACGAAUAAAACCGAAGAAAAAAAAUCGGAGGUAAAGGUCCCAGAGAAGAUCUUGUUGACCCAUCUCAGGGCUGUUCUGCGUCAGUUUAAGCUGGGGAAAACGAUGAUGAAUAAAAAGAAAGCUUAACGGCAGGGAAAGAUGCGUUUGGUUUGGUUACUGAUAACGCAUUUUUGGUGUAUAAGCAGCAGUUAGCGUAACCUAAAAAAUUUCUAAUGAAUCAAUAAUUUGUUUACGACUUUCCGUUCCUCGAUUCACACGCGUCAUUUUCGUGACACUAAUAGUUGUAUUUUUCUUGCAGACGCAACAGCGAAUGACUUUACUGUCAAACGAAGAUAAUAAAGAAAUUUCGCUCUCGACCGAACUAUCGCAGGCCUCCACAGAGAAGGUAACCUUGUUAGUCCACGUGCAUAGAACUAAAAACCUCUAAUUUCAUUGGUUCUACGUAACGAAUUCACAAUUUCACAUUACCCAUAAUACACCUUGUUUACCCCCCCGCCCCGGACAACUUCCCAAAAUUUUUAGUUGUCUUAUAUUUUCUGCAAAAUGGUCACCCUUUAUAUAACGGUCACCUUGCCAUUUCUUAAGAGUGACCGUGACUGUUAGUAAUCCUGCAUUCAUUGGGCGUUCAGAUAGUGGAGACGGCGCAGAAAGGGUCAGCUGGAAAGAAACAAACAACAGCAAGGGGUGUAGGGAGGGUGAGAAGGCGAAAGAACGUGUUCUCUCAUAGCUCCCACUCCCUCCCCGGCUACAGUUUUUUAUUUUCUCUCUCCGACUUACGCCCUUUGCACUAUCGAAACUAUGUUAACUCGUGUCCCUUGGUGGGGCUGGUGGGAUUAUUUAGAAUUUGAGUCUUUGGACGAUUACUGUUAUGUCAAAUUGCUUUCACUCUAACGAGGCCUCCGUUAUUAGAAACUGGAAGCUUUCAAUGAAUGUCAGGGUUGUUUGUUUAAGAUGUUAGUUGCGGCGCGCCAGGCAUAACUUGCUGAGACGUAAGAUUAUUGGUUACGGUUUAUCAUCUGCGAAGGCAGCUUAGGAUUACGUUAUUUUUAAGGUUAUGUUUUGUCCAAGCACAUGAUCCAACAAAUAAACAACAAAACAGACAAGAACACAAGGCAAGAAUUAAGCUUUGACGUUAUCUUCCCGUUGCAAUCGUGGCUAAGCUCCUUCCUCUCCUCAGUCGCACAAGCGGUCAAUAUCGAACCAAGAGCAGAAACUAAUAAUAAUUAUAAAAGAACAAAAUUUCCAUAGUGCGAAAAAUCCCUUAGUCUCGUAAAAAAUAUGCUAGAAUUAUUAAGUUUAGCAAUUAACAUGGAAUCAACUGAAUUUAGGACACAAGGAAAUAGCUUAAAAAGCGUCAACUUCAUAACUGAAAAGUUUGAAUAGUUGUCUUUUGCAAAAGUAGCCGCACAAUUUAACGUUGUUCAUGAUUUCUUGUUAAUGUUUUUUUCGACGCAAUCCGACGAAAUUGCCCACUAUGCAGGCAAGAUGAUUUAAAAUUUGCUUUUUAUAUGAAAAAGUUCACUUUAAAUUUUGAACAUCGAGUGUCAGUCAGAAUUUGCUUGACAAAUCCCAUCCGUUUAAUAGUACAACUGGGAAGCAUAAAAACAACUGCCCUGAAAAGGACUACUUCAAAGGUCACGCUUUUAGAGACUAAAAUCCGAAAAAAAUGUCGUUAAUGCAGUAUCGGUGCGUCUUUGGCACUUCGAACCUGUGCAUUUGCUUGUCUGAAAGGUCCACAAUUAUCACCGGCAAAUCUCGGCUUCUUUCCAUCCAUCAAGAGUCCAUGCGUUUUUUACAAGUGAGGAAAAUCCCAAGCAAUGAUCAUGUUAACACCGAUGCGUGCAUAUUGAAAGACGUGCAUAACCUCACAGAUAGUCGAUUGUCUUCUAAGACGUCGUUUAGAUUAUCUUAUAAGACCUCGCUUUAAUUUCCAGUGGCCUCUACGUAAUGACGCUGUGUGUGGGAAAGCUAAGUAAUUAAUAACCCAGAGCACGCUAUUUCGAACUGAAGCGAAACGUUUUCUACUUGACGAAACGUUCCUUACAAAAUUCCUCUACACUUUUUGACGUUGGUGGGAGAGUGGUGAGACCAUAAACUUAUUAACUGGAUGGAUGAAAGGACCUCGAGUGUUGGGUGUUUGAUUAGAAAUCAAAUUGUAAUCUGUCAAAGGUGAACGUUUUUUUAUGUUUUUUGACUUCGUUAUUAGAUUAGAUUUUAAUAAAGAAAAAUUAAAAAAGAGUCGACUAAAAAUAGAAAAGCUAUCGGCUUUAGAUAUUAUGGUUAUUGAGAAUGCAAUUAACGCAAUUAGCGUCUCUAUUUUGCGCCACCUUUUUGACAAAAGGCUUUUGACGUUGACAAGAGGUUCUUAUAUAUUUCUGACGUAUACGAACUAUUGUAGGUCUAACGUAAUAACUUUUGUGCAGCUUUUUACUUCCUGUAACAUUGUUUGGUUUCUCACACGAAUCAUCGGAAAUAGAGACGGCUUUGUUUUGCCGUACUAGCGCCGGCUACGUGAAAAACCGUUCUCAGGUAAACCCUUCAAGUCUAAUAGUGACCAACAUCAAUUUUCUCCUAACAUUUCAAUACACAAAGAAAAGGUGAUGAGAACUAAGAAAUUGAUCACCAAAGGGAAAAUGCUUUGAUCUCAACUAAUUUUUAAAGGAAAUUUAUGGAGAUCAGUUUGGAGAAUUUGUAAUUGGAUAUUGGGACUUAAAGGGUUAACCCAUACACAAUUAGCUUGUCUCCUACGAACUUAAGGUUACAAAUUGUGAGUGAAGUGCUGCGAGUUGGCACAUCAUAACUUGUGAAUUGAUUUUAAAGUGGCAUACCAGCAUUCUUAUAAUUUCUUCAAACAGUAAAUCUGUUAAUCAGUUCUAUGCGACGUGCACCUCAUUAACCAUGAGAACAUAACACAACAACACUUACAGGUUGUCUGCGAAUUAUACCUCAGAAUAUAAACCAAACUGUCACUUCAAACAAUGAAUCUACUGAAUAAAAACUACUACCAUUUACAUGGGAAUUCCGGAAUCAAUCGUGUUUACCAUUUGCACAAAUCCGUUCCUAUUACCAAAAAACCGCCGCGAAAGUCUGAAGCUCGUCUGAAACUGGUACUAAAGAUCAGUUUUAACAAACUAAUGGUACUCGAAUUUUCCCUUGGAACAUGUCGUCCGGAAAAACAGGACUACCUUUUCAGAUUUUCCGUUGCUGCAGUAAAUUUUCUGCUGGAACAAGUCAAAAAGUCGUAUGCCAUUUAAGGUGAUGUCACACGGGACGAUUCGCAACGACGAUUUUUAGCACAACACAGCCUUUCAAUGUUGAAACAAUGUUGUAACCAUUGGAGACAAUGUCGCAACAAUGUUGCAACGCUAAAAAUCGUCGUUGCCACUCGUACCAACGUUGCUUGCAUGUGAGAGGCCGCAAUCUGGCAAUUCAACCACAAGCUCAAAUCAAAACUGAAAUAAUUCUUCAUAACAAGAAGUUUCAUGUUGAAAGUUUAUGGUCCCUUCACGUAUUUUUUCAUUUCUUUUCCUUCAGAUUCUGGAAGCUGUCUCUCUAAUAGAAGAAAGUAUGGAAAAGCUACAAUUGUACGGAAAAGAAUUAGUUGACAUUUGUGAAAAACAUUUCCCAGAUAUAAAGAGAAGGAUUCCCAAGAUCAAGCGUCGACAUCCAAAUAACACAGAAAAACUAAAAAGUGCGAGUCAAAAAGAGGUGAGUUAGUUUUGUUUAUCGUUUUGCCGACUUCAGAAGGGGAAAAUGAAGCUUUCCCUUCCCAACCCCCGCCCCCCCUCCCCCCCCCCUCCAUGCAAUGUUGUGCCGCUGUUCGAGCUACCAUUUGGAAACAAGAAAUAACCUCAUUGUUCUUCAAAGUUGCCCCAGUUAAGGACAGUGUGUCAACAAUUUUGUCGCCAAUUGUAACCCAAGUCUUAAAGUGAGGAUUUAUGGCCUAUUCCUUACUCCAGUAACGUUGGAAAGUACUAGUUUUGGGUUCUUUCGGGAAUGUUUGGAGGGGGAAUGGGGCUUACCGGAAGUGAACAACACAGGAAAGGCUGAUUUAAACGUCACUACGGCAAAGGGUUGAUUUAUUAUAGGCCAAUAUUUCGGCUAACAAAAUUGGCCUUCCUCAGGGCCAGGUUCUCAGCGACUGACCGUGUCGAGAAAAACAAAUGCGGCUAACCCAGUACAAACUUCCUUUCGCCGUCCGGCAACGCUUGUCGCUUUUUCCUUCGACCCAGCUGCCAACGGCUCAAAGUGCAACCGCAGUUGCAGUGUUUAGGCCUUUAAAGUAGCUACUUAAACUGGUAGCGCUUGAAUGCUAUUGAAUUUUUAAAGGCAAGUUUCGAAAACAUUGCUACGUAGUAAUUUUGGUUCAGGAGGAGAUUCUAGGAAACAAACCACCCACCCACCCACCCCUCCCUUUACACCAAGUUAUCACUAUCGAUUUUUUCUGGUUUCAAUCUAUGUUCAUCCUUGCCAUCCAUAGCAACAAACGACAGGAAACAGUUUCAAUGCCUAAAUAUAGAGUGUUUUCACAUGACGUCACGGCGGCCAUAUUGGUGUCCCAAAACAAUGAAACGGUGGCCAUGUUGGUGUCCCAAACCAGUCCUGUGGGAGUUGAACUCUUUUCUUGUGCAAACGCUUUCUUUUGUUCCAAUAAAUUUGCAUAGAUACUGGCCACGUGAGUGAAAACACUCUAUAGUCUUAAUUAACAAAACCUGACCAUUAUUUUUGGAAUUUAAUUGAUGCAAAAACACCUUUUAGCGGUUUAACCCUUUAAGUGCCAAUGGUGACCAACAACAAUUUUCUCCUAACAGUAUCCAUACACUGUUAAGAGGUAAAGUUAUGAGAAUUAAUAAAAUGAUCACCAUAGAGAAAAUACUUUGGUCUUUUAUCAAAUUCUCUCAGCCUAUUGUUAAAGGAGAUGUAUGGAGAUCAGUUUGGAGAAUUUGUAGGUGGAUAUUGGGGCUUAAAGGGUUAAAAGAUAGCAGAUAGCGUGACACUGGUUAAAACAUCAACUGCACACUUAAUGUGUUUUGUAGCUUUUGAUAUUAUGUAAGUCGUAUUUAAAAACAGUGGAAUACUGAUAUGAAAGUAUAUGGUGUUUUAAAUAGUCAUGUUUGCUUCAGAUACAAACAAUCAGUAUAAACCAAUUAUUUAAAAGAAUGUAUAUCAGCGACAGCAAUAUCAGAACCUACGAAAUAUUUUCACUUCUUUCCAGAAUCAAAAAUUUUGUUAUUAGUGAUUGCUAUUUCCGUUUCUGCGAAGUACUUCAUAAGCUCUACUUAUUUCCAUCGCAUGCUGUCCUUAAGAGCAUAUUUGUCAGAUGAUCUGUACAACUAGAUAUUUUAAAAUAUUCCUUAAUUAAAUUAAAUUCCAAUUGAUAUUUCAUAAAUGCAUCUUGUACCCGCAAUCCCUUGAAAAUUUCAGUGACUAGACAAAUCCCUGUGUGAAAUUGAGUCACCAUGAAGCUAUGUUUAUUCUAUAGUUCUGUUAACGUGUCUGACGUCAUAACUAAGCUAUUGACCACUCCAGAAAUACCAUAACAUACCAUAAUGCUCUUUGUUUGUCACCCCAAAAUGUUGCAUAAGCUUUGUCUUCAGUUUCUCUUGGGAGUUCAAAUGGCCUGAAAACAAUGCUUAUGCAAAAUUUUUGGGUGACAAACAAAGAGCAUUAUGAUAUGUUAUGGUAUUUUCUGGAGUGGUCAAUUGUAGAUCUUUGCCCUCUCUAAAAGGUCAUUAUCGCACUAAGUAACAUGCCACGAGGAUUUGUCCCUAGUCAGUUACAGGGCCUUCGGCCUCAUUUCGAAUCAAUUAAGCAGUUUUAUAGUUGUUGUGUUUUCUUUCAGUGGGCUGGACGCAAGUAAUAAAGAAACAUCUAUUAAGCCAUUUUGUUUUUGUUUUUAUUGUUUUUUACAGCUGUUAUCCGUGUUACAGACUUUGGAAAAGGACAUGCACUUGUUACAAGACGACGUUCACAAAAUGCUGGAGUUAGUCGAGGAUGUUAGCGAAUCGUGACGGUAUUUAAUACCAAGAGAGUUCCGAUCUUCUUAGCUUAAACAAAAAAAACUGAUGUCCAUAGACAAGUGCCUAAUCUUUGCACUCAAAAGUGCCGACGAACUUUAAAAAAAAACAAAUGAAAGGCAGUUAUUUGACAUUGAUUUUUUCGUUAAGUACUUGAGAACAAACAGGGUCGAAAACUGUCCAUUAGUUGGUAGCUAACCGAAUGUCGCAUCGAUCGUUGGAGUGAAAACCAUUCCUCAUUGCAUGUGCAUGUGCAUGCUAGAGAAAGUGGGCAACAGUUAUUGGAUUUGGGGCACAACAGAUGCACUUUCUUGCCUCUCUGAGUCCUUUCUUUAAUCCUCUCGAUACCACUGAUAAUUUAAAGGAGCGCAUUGGUUUAAAACCUGCGAUUAAAAGAAAAUACGAGAUGAGAUUCUAACGUAACUCCCAUAGUGCUGUAGGCUUUUGAUAGAGAGAUGAUUCUUGCCAAUAACGGUCUCUCUGCCUCGCACCAAAUUGGUGGUAGCGUAGCCAUCACGUCUUCAUGCCUUGGUUGAAUGAAGCUUAACGUUUGCUUCCAAAUUAAGAUUAGGUUAAAAAACACCUGGAUAAUGUUCUUUUU